Messenger RNA from Ilyonectria robusta, 732 nucleotides. RefSeq lists its product as uncharacterized. NCBI's taxonomy places the organism in Eukaryota, Fungi, Ascomycota, Sordariomycetes, Hypocreales, Nectriaceae. The record is from RefSeq and is a predicted model, not a curated record. The annotation marks the transcript as partial. The transcript has a single exon.
GAGUCCAAAACGCGCAUCAUGGGUUACCCAGUAAGGGACCUCCAACCCGGGACUCUGUACCUGACCAUUUCCACCUCCCACACGCCGGAGCGCGACACGGGCAACGUCCACGACUACCACUCAUACCCCCCUAACACCCUCGACCCGACCAUCUACGAGACAUCGUGCGCCCAGGGAUACGGCAACGAAGAGUUCCAGUGGGGGCUCUACUGGCACCGCGGCCUCGGCGAUGGGACGUGGUUCAUGCUCCACCGCUUGCUCUUCAUCCCGCCUGGCGGAAUCCCCGGCGUCACACAUCCAAUGUACAUCCUCGACCAGCAGGAAAUGUCACAGUCUCCGCGGCUUUUCGCCCACGUUAUCGGUCUCGUUCGCGUUCUCCGGGUCCCAGAAGCACUCGCUACCGACCUGACAUCCUACCUCAACUGGCUGGCGCCACAGGCCGCCAUGCAGGCCCACCGCAGUUUUAUGUGGGCGUCGUCGGUAUAUCUUCGAACGCGACGGCACGUGGCCAAGAUGCAAGGAGCAGUUGACCGCGGGGCGGAGGGCUUCGACAUCACGGUGUUAUUGUACGAGGCGCUCAACUUUGCGUACGGAGAGGUUUGGUACGGGCUGUCUCGACAGUUGCCUCGGCCGAUCAUGGCAUCGGAUGCUGGGCUCGCGAUGGUCUCCGGAGAGGACAGAGAGUCGGACCGGGAUCGAGGGAAGGACGCAUCGUUAGUUGCGGUCAAUUGA